UGAAAAAUUUGAUAGUUUUAAUCAAAACUUAAGCUCCUCAUUAUCAUUUAGUCAAUUUAGGUUUUAGAGCUAUGGUUGGAGCUAAGUACUGAAAUAACUAAAAUUUUGUUCUAUCCAAAUCUCUCUUUGAAAGUAGGUGUUACUAUUUAAAGACAUGCUAGUUGUAUUGCUCAUGUGUACACUAAAAAGGUUAAACAUUUCAAAAUUUUAGAAAAAAUGUGAAUUUAAUUAGUCCCUAACUGUUAUAAAAAACACCCCAUUUCAAUCCAAUAUCGCUGUACAGAAUUAUAUACCUUUUAAUGGAAUCACACUAUAUAUUUUUAUAAUGCUUUUGUCUCUCAAAAUAUAAUCGAAAUGUUGUCAUUGGGUUUUGAACUACAUGAAUUCUAUCAAGUAUAAAUCUAGGUUAUGUGUCUAGCCACUUUUCUUUAAACUUAGUUUUUCUACCUAACUAAACUCCAAAAUGUCUUAAUAUUUUGUGUGUGAGUGUGAAUCAUAGCCAAAGUGAAAUAUUUGUAUAAUAUUUAACUUAAGUGCUAACCCUAACCAAGCAUAAAUGAACUGAAUGACUGUAGUAAAUGUACACCACUUCUUCAACCAAUUACUUUGUGUAAUUAACUGAGUCCAGGGUCCAGAUAAUACAUAUGUUAAAUAAGCUGAUAGUCCAAUAAAUGUUUUACAGAAAAAACCUUCAUGCAGCAUAGUUCAAUUGAAUGUUCACAAUAUAUUUCAAUAUCUACAAUGGAACAUACUUCAUGGCAAUCUACAGUGGAGGAGUUCGAGGUUAAUGUUAAAAUUGAAGCUACUAACGAAGUUCAAAUAAAAACUGAGCAAGACAACAGAAUUAGAAAUAUUAUUGAGGGUACUACAUUUUCAAACUAUGUGGAAAUUGUUAGCGAAGAUCAAUUUAUUUGUAAAAUAUGCUAUGCUAAUUUUAAUAAUUUUGAAGAAUGUAUAGUCCAUAAAAAUUUAGCACAUAAAAUUAAACCUUACGUGUGUAAAGUUUGCAAUGUGCAAUUUGAACUUAUGGCCCAUUUGAAUUUACAUCUGGGUGUCCAUGUUGAUUAUUUACACAUGAGAAAUUCAUCCAUAAGUCCUCCGGAAAUUCAGUCUUCAUCUAAUGUAUCGAACAAUUUUACCCAAAACUUAAGUGUAACUGAUCCUAAUAUAAAUCAAAAAACAUUCAAAUCAUUUAAGUGUCUAAAUUGUGUGUUUGCAACAGGGUCUGAAACUAAAUUUCUUAAUCAUCAUAAUAUUUGUAGUAAUAUUUCAAAUAGAACUUCCAACUUCUAUCAAUGUAAUUUGUGUACUAAAUCGUUCAAAACUCAUGCAGCAUUAAAUGGUCAUUUGAAAUACCACACUUAUAGAAGUGAAACGACUUCAAGGAGACAACUGGCAUUAGACAAAAAGAAAAUGAAAAGUCAAAAUAAAAAUAGUAGUGGAAAAUCUCAAAAAUACUUUUUACCGAAGAUUAAUUUGAACAGAAGUUUUAAGUGUAAAGAUUGCAAUCGUCAUUUCACAACACGCAGCAAAUUAAAUAUUCACUAUAAGCAACACAAACAACAAAUGAUAUGUAAUAAGUGUCAUAAAAAGUUUGUAUUAAAGAAAAAUUUUGAAAAACACUUACUAUCACACAUGUCAAAUGAUAUUUCUAAUGACACUUCAUUUAAUGAAAGUCAUUCGCUACAUGACCAAAGAGCAAUUACAGGAUCAAUAGAACACAGAUCUGUUUCUGAAGCAAAAAUAAUUACGAGCACAGAUGGCGAAGGUGAAAAACAGCAUAUUUCAAAAAUUGUAAAAUCAUUUCAAUGUUCCUAUUGCAGUAAUUAUUUCAAAUCAAAACAAUCCCUGAGUCAACAUAAUAGACAGCACCAUUCUCGUUUUAAACUCCCUGCUCGGAAGCUAAAAUCAAAAACUGUUGAAUGCGAUUGGUGUAGUAUAGUAAUAACAAAAUGUAACUUGCUUCGUCAUAUUAAAUCUUUGCAUCCUGAAAUCAAUCCUAUAAAAUGUCCAUACUGUCCAGUAGCAUUUAAAGAUUCUUUCUCAUUGAAAUUACAUACAUCUAGAUAUCAUACAAUUUGAGUUUAAUGCUUGAUUCGCAUGCAUUUAAUUAAUUUAGUUAAAUCAUUUGAAAAAGGUGAGAUACAUAGGACACUGUUGUACAAUGUAGACUAAUUUUUCAGAAUAUUUUUAUACAUGCAUUAUUUUUUAAUUUCUGUGUUUAUAAAUGAUGUAAGUCUACUUUUAAUGAAUUAAUUUUAAUAUCUUAUUGUGAACCUUAAGUUAUAUUUGUAUUGUAUUUCUUAUUUAUAAUUAAGUUAUUUUUUCCAUUAUUUUAUUGUCACAUGACCGAGACGUGGCAGCAAUAACAAGACAUCUCCAAUUUUAAAUAAUUUUUCAGGUGAAACUAAAAAUAAGACCAAUUAAAAAAAAAAUAUGUAUAAAAGUGUUUUUGGCAACAUGUGUUAUUAUUGCUACCACGUUUAUUAAUGAUUAUUUAUUUUUAAAUAUAUUUAAUGUCAAUGUAAAAUAAUAAGCUAGCGUAAUGAUUAUUGAUACUUAAUUGUCUCCUCCGGUACUGGUGUUUUAGUCCUUGAACUAUCUACUAAAAUAAAUACUAGUUAGUUUAAAAUAUAUGGUUUUUUU
Messenger RNA from Myzus persicae (green peach aphid), 2646 nucleotides. RefSeq names its product zinc finger protein 471-like. Gene Ontology annotation, molecular function: DNA-binding transcription factor activity, RNA polymerase II-specific; RNA polymerase II transcription regulatory region sequence-specific DNA binding. The transcript is spliced from 2 exons. Lineage: Eukaryota; Metazoa; Arthropoda; Insecta; Hemiptera; Aphididae. Gene Ontology annotation, cellular component: nucleus. The record is from RefSeq and is a predicted model, not a curated record. Gene Ontology annotation, biological process: regulation of transcription by RNA polymerase II. Bases 694 to 2082 code for a protein of 462 amino acids.